Messenger RNA from Vigna umbellata (rice bean), 519 nucleotides. NCBI's taxonomy places the organism in Eukaryota, Viridiplantae, Streptophyta, Magnoliopsida, Fabales, Fabaceae. The record is from RefSeq and is a predicted model, not a curated record.
AUGCCUCGGUUCCUAACCGAGGUCGUUUCUCUCCCUCUCCUGAACCCCCAUUUCCUCUCCUACCUUUCCCUCGUCGAGAACCAAUUUUUCGGCCCAAUCCCCGCCUCCUUCUCUGCACUCUCCGCCCUCCGCCAUCUCAACCUCUCCAACAACGCCUUCAACGCCAUUGUCCCCUCCAACCUCGCCCGCCUUGCUAAUCUCCAAGUCCUUGAUCUCUACAACAAAAACAUGACCGGUCCCUUCCCCCUCGCCAUCGUCGCCAUGCCCCUCCUCUGUCAUUUUCACCUCGGCAGCAACUUUUUCUCCGGCCAGAUCCCUCCCAAGUAUGGCACCUGGCAACACCUAACGAACUCAUGGGAAACAUCUCCCGGAGCUUGGAAACCUCACCGCGCUUCGCGAGCUCUACAUUGGCAACUACAACGCUUACUCCGACGGCAUCCCGCUGGAGAUUGGAAACUUGUCCCAGCUUGUCCGUUUCGACGCCGCGUAUUGCAGACUCUCCGGCGAUAUUCCGGCUGA